Molecule: messenger RNA, 667 nt
Organism: Notechis scutatus (mainland tiger snake)
Lineage: Eukaryota; Metazoa; Chordata; Lepidosauria; Squamata; Elapidae
Source: RefSeq, a predicted model, not a curated record
UUAUUCCUCUGAGAUAAGCAAAGUGAGAACUGAGCUGACGCAACAACGUGCGAGAUCUAAUGACCAGGGAGGAGCAGUGUUGCUUACCUGCCGAAGGAUUGUAAUUUCAGAUUAAACGCAGAAGGGAAGCAGGAGGCUCUUGGCGAUCGAAUGCUUUUCAACGCGUUUUGGGAAUCUUAAUUUUUGAAGUCCCCCCCGAGCGAUGAAGGGCGGGCGGAAACCCAGCCCUGCACGCUUUCUGAUUCUUGCCAGCCUCUUCAGCGCCGUCCAGGCUCUUCCCAACAAAGCCAACGUGACUUUGGUCUACUUUAACACCCUCAACCAGUCCUCGACAAACCACAGGUGCGAAUGCGGCAUGUUCGGCGUGCAUUCUCCCGUGGCGGAGGCUCGAGGGCUGGUGGUGCUGUCCAAUUCUUCCGAACUCCAAGCCUGCAUGUGGGACACGCAUUUCGCCCCCGCGGUGUCGCCCUGGAUUGCCCUGAUCGCGAGAGGCAACUGCACCUUCACGGAGAAGAUUAAGCGAGCAGCUAAACUGGGCGCAUCGGCCGUGGUCAUCUAUAACUACGCAAAGUACGGCAACAAUUCAAUCCACAUGGCCCACCCCGGAGAGGUGUGGGUGCCAACUUCCUACAACAUGGAAAAACCCCAGAUCUCUAAUCUUGUGUAA